AUGGGAUCGAGUCGAUCCCGGGGCGGCAGCCGCAAGUCCCAGAAGUUCAAAAAGGCUUCGCGCGAGGAGGCCGAGGCGCACACUGCAGCCACGCACAAGUCCGCAGCGACACUCAGCAGCAGCAGCAGCAGCAGCAGCAGCAGCAGCACGGGGGUAGCAGCAGCAGCAGCGGAGCUGCAGCGACGCACGGAGCGGCAGCAACAGCCCCAGCAGCAAAGUAGGCAGCAUCAACAGCAGCAACAGCGCCAGAAGCAGCAGCAGCAGCACCAGAAGCAGCAGCAGCAGCACCACAAGCAGCAGCAGCAGCAGCAGCAGCAGCAGCAGCAGCAGCAGCAGCAGCAGCAGCAGCAGCAGCAGCAGCAGCUGACCGUAAGGGCCAAUGACGUUGAGGGAGUCCAGAGGCCCCUUCUGCGCCUGCCAGGAAAGGACCUCCUGGCCCACUCUGGGGUCGAGGAGGCGAAGGCAGCCGCUGCUGCUGCCAACAGCAACGAGGCCCUGGGCCUCGAGCCAGGCCAGGCUGCUGCAGCUGCUGCUGCUGCUGCUGCUGCUGCUGCUGCUGCUGCUGCUGCGGGGCAGCAGCGCGGAGCGGAUGCGCAGCCCCUCCAAGUCGAGCAGCAGCACCUCCCCGGAGAGCGCUGCUGCUGCAGCAAGGGCUGGCUCUCUGGGGUGUAUCUGCAGACACCCCACAACCCCACAGGGGGCCCCCAACUCAAAUGCAUGCGCAGCAACAAAGACCCCGGGGGCCCCCGAGUCCCCAGUGACUAG
Eimeria necatrix is the source of this 765-nucleotide messenger RNA. RefSeq lists its product as hypothetical. The record is from RefSeq and is a predicted model, not a curated record. Lineage: Eukaryota; Apicomplexa; Conoidasida; Eucoccidiorida; Eimeriidae.